Phialemonium atrogriseum is the source of this 2188-nucleotide messenger RNA. RefSeq names its product autophagy protein Apg6-domain-containing protein. The record is from RefSeq and is a predicted model, not a curated record. Gene Ontology annotation, cellular component: fungal-type vacuole membrane; phagophore assembly site; phosphatidylinositol 3-kinase complex, class III, type I. The transcript has 2 exons. Bases 205 to 1707 code for a protein of 500 amino acids. NCBI's taxonomy places the organism in Eukaryota, Fungi, Ascomycota, Sordariomycetes, Cephalothecales, Cephalothecaceae. Gene Ontology annotation, biological process: late endosome to vacuole transport; autophagosome assembly; cellular response to nitrogen starvation.
GCUAGCAUGGUGCAUAGUGCAUGGUGGGGCACGUGCACUAAAGUAUAAGUGAAGGUGUGGGGCCUGCUACCUAUUUACUCAAAGAGUCGGGGUGUUAAGUCCAAGUUGCGUCACAAAGCGUCGAGUAGAGCGCAUCGAUAGCUCUCUUUGUCCCCGAGACAGGCAGCUGAACCAGCAUGGACUGGAACCAAAGUUGAACCAACAAUGUAUUGUCAAAAAUGCCGCACCCCGCUCAAGUUAGAUGGCUCGUUGGAAGACCUGAAUCCAGCAGCGUAUGACCUUCUAGUUGCGACACACUCACAGCAGCCUCCAAGGAAGCUCCAUUCAUCACGACCGCUUCAACCUCAAGACAAGGCGCGUAAGUCCCUGUUGGACAAGGUCUCUCAAAAUGCCGGUCCGGCGACGUUCAAGCGCCACAACGCCCCUAAACGAGGCAGCGGCGGGCUAAGAGACAGCUCUGCCAUGUCCUUCAUCCUCUUGACCGAAUCCCAAGUCGCGCCGCCGAAUCACUCGUUGCCAAGGAGUCCUAGCCGUCAGAAUGCUCUACCACAUCAAGGACUGCCUGGGGGAGGGGAGAGCGGCCAAGCAGAUGACGAUGACUCGGCAAAGUCACACGAGAUGGAACGCAUCGCCAAGCUCUUCGAGAUCCUAUCAGCGCGCUCAGAUGUCGACCAUCCCAUUUGCGUCGAGUGCACGGAAAUAUUAGUCGAGGAAAUGCAGAAGAAACUUGAGACGACAGCCCGUGAACGAGAUGCCUACGUCAACUUCCUCCAGCAGCUGCAAGCAAACCUCCCGACGGAUGAUGAGCUGCGGGUACAGGAGGAAGCCGUAGAGAAGGCGAGGAAAGAGGAGGCGGCGGCGCUUAGCGAGCUACGGAAGUUGGAGGACGAGAAGGCCAGCCUAGACGCGGAGCUACUUGCCUUAGAAGCAGAGGCCCAGCAGCUAGAUGAGGAGGAGGAGGGCUUCUGGAGGGAGCGGAACGCCUUUGCGGCAAAGCUAGCAGACUUCCAGAAUGAGCGCGACAGCAUCAACUCGAAGUUUGAUCACGACUCGCGCCUGCUGGAGAAGCUACAGCGAUCGAACGUAUACAACGACACCUUCUGCAUUAGCCAUGACGGCACGUUUGCUACCAUCAACGGCCUCAGGCUCGGUCGGCUGUCUAACAAACCUGUCGACUGGCCCGAGAUCAACGCCGCGUGGGGCCACUCCCUGCUGCUCCUCGUCACGGUCGCCGACAAGCUCGGCUACAAGUUCGAAGGCUACGAACCCCAGCCCAUGGGUUCGACCUCCAAGAUCGUGCGCUACGACCCGGUCUCGCCAUCGUCAAGCCGCCUAGGCGGAUACCGCAACGCGCCGCCACCCGCCCCAAAGAAGCAUGUCCUGGACCUGUACUCGUCGGGCGACAUGCCGCUGGGGCUGACGUUUAUGCACCGCAAGUUCGACAACGCCAUGAUCGCGUUCCUGGAGCUCGUGCGGCAGCUCGGCGAGCACGUGCAGCGGCAGACGGGAGCCGACGGCAACCCGCUGGGCCUCCCCUAUAAGAUCGAGGGGGACAGGAUUGGGGACGUCAGCAUCAAGCUCGGCAUCGCGCAGGACGACGGCUGGACCAAGGCUUGCAAGCUGACGCUCACGUGCUGCAAGUUCUUGCUCGCGCAUGCGAGCAAUUUGAGUUCUGUUUCGAAUGGCCGGGCGUCUGGGGGUCCUUAACUGGAGAUAUACGGACUUUGUUAAUAUGGGGUUGAUCGGCUUAUUGGGUUGCACGAUAGAUUGGCAUGGUCGUAAGGAGUUUCUAGGUCUGGUCUUAUUAGCUGAGUUGCACUUGUACGUACAUAAGUGACGUGGGGACAGCGACUCCUUGGUCCACGGGUUAAUUCAGAGGACUUGCUGGCUGGAUUUGUUUCUGCCAUGCCUCUUUUUAGCAGGACUUCCUUGUUGUAGAUGGGUGCUUUAAUAAUUGGCAAAUUAAAUCUGCCGAUAGAAGCUUAAAGUCUGGCUACGAGGAUAUCAUAGUCCUAUACAUCUCUCAACAUCGUCCCCAGCGUUUAGCAUAAGUCAAGUUCAAGCAAGUCAGCCCUCUCACUUGACUUGGCCCUUAUCUAGUAACUUGCCUUACUUGGUUAGGUAUUUCUUAACUAGGUUGGCUUAGUUACUUGCAAGUAGAGCUUGUCUCUGCAGGCAGGUGUAGCUG